Molecule: messenger RNA, 948 nt
Organism: Rhagoletis zephyria (snowberry fruit fly)
Lineage: Eukaryota; Metazoa; Arthropoda; Insecta; Diptera; Tephritidae
Source: RefSeq, a predicted model, not a curated record
AUGGCCGCCCAGAGCAGCUCCGAAGAGGAAGAAGAUGAGGAGGAGAAAGCAAAAUCAUCGAGGACAGAAGACGACAUCACCAUCAAGUACGAGUCGAAGAGGACAGCCGAGCCGGAAGGCCCUCGAGACGGCGGCGCCACGCUGACGCUGCAGACGGAGACGGAGAAGGACCGCGACGCGCAGAGCAUCUUUAUCCGCUCGCAGGAAAUUCAAAAGGAUCUGGAGGGCCAACAGCCGGACAAUGUGUACCGCGGGAUGAACAACUACGCCCAGCUCAUUAAGAAGAAGGACACAGCGCAGGGGAACGCCGCCUCGGGGUUCAUUCGCAAGGGGCCGAUUCGGGCGCCAGACAACAUUCGCUCUACCGUCCGCUGGGACUACCAGCCGGACAUCUGCAAGGACUACAAGGAGACGGGCUUCUGCGGCUUCGGCGACAGCUGCAAGUUCCUCCACGACCGCUCCGACUACAAGGCCGGCUGGCAGCUGGAGAUGAUGGAGCAGAAGCCGGGCAGAGGCGGCCAGAAGAAGAAACGUCGCGGCCGAGGCAGAGGUGACAAUGAAGAUGAGGAUGAGGACGACGACGACGAGGACAAUGAGGCGGAGGACAAGUACGAAAUCGACGACGAGGACGACGAGGACCUGCCCUUUCGGUGUCUGUUCUGUCGGGAGAGCUUCCGCAGCCCGGUGGUGACCAAGUGCCGGCACUACUUCUGCGAGCGCUGCGCCCUGGAGCACUACAAAAAGUCGACGCGGUGCUUCGUCUGCGGCGUCCAAACCAAUGGCGUCUUCAACAUUGCCAAGGAGCUGGUCAAGCGGCUGAAGGAGGCCGAGGAGAGGAGUGGAAAGAAGGGCGGAGAUGAACUGGACGAUGACGACGACGAUGAUGAUGAUGACCACCACCAGCAACCGAUUGAGGAGAUUGACCUCUCCUCUGAUCAAGAACAGUAA